UUGGGGAUUGUCUUGGAUUAGUGGUGUGAGAUAGCCUUAAUCUAUUUGAGUCACAGGGACACUGUGUGUGUGUUUGUGUGUCUGAUGAGAUGAGGCUAAUCAGAGAGAAAAGCAGGCUGGACAUGGGCCCUUAGAGUGCAGUGGCAAAAGAAUAAAAACAAGCAAAGCAAAGUGACGCUGAACCAAAAAGUAUAAGAGAUGGACAGUGAGGGGGCCAGACAGCGAGAGAACGAAGAGGCAAAGGAGUGCCAGAUGUCUUCUGAGAGAGAAGAGGAGAGCUGGGAGGAGAGGGGAGAGGAGAACAUGGAUGGAGAGGGUGAGGAGGAGGAGGAAAAUGAGGGAGAGGUGAGGGACAUGGAGGAGUGGAAUGGGUUUCUUUUGGAGGGAACAACAGAGAGGGGUCAAGAGGAAGACGUGUUGGUGGAGUGGAAACCUGGUGACCCUGUGACCCCGCAGUAUGUCCUCAGACUAGCCGGAUACACAGAGGACUAUCUGUGCUCUCCUGAAGACAACAUCUACAACAUCAGCUUCUCCCGCUUCAAAAUCAGAGACCUAGAGGGAGGAUCUGUGAUUCUGGAUCUGAAGAGACACUGUCCAACAGAAAUUAAAGAUGUGAAGGAGCAGGAGGCAGCUCGAUUUAUCCAGUAUCACUUCACUCCUGCAUUUCUAAAUUUGAGGGAGAUCGGUGCCACGCUGGAGUUCACUGUAGGCAGUAGGGCGGUGAACAGGUUCAGGCUGAUAGAGAGGCACUACUUCAGAGACAUGCUGCUGAAGACUUUUGACUUUGAGAUUGGCUUCUGCAUCCCGCACAGCAGAAACACCUGUGAGCACAUCUACAGUUUACCAGACCUGGACCCACGCACCAUCGAGGAGAUGAUUGCCCAUCCUUUUCAGACACGGUCAGACAGUUUCUACUUUGCAAACAACAAGCUGAUCAUGCACCACAAAGCUGAGUACUCCUUCUGCAAGGGUAUGGAGAUGGACACAGAGUGACCAAAGUCUUCAUCAAGCAUUGAGAAUUUGGGUGACUGUCUUUUGUGCCCGUCCACGCUGUGUGUGUGAGCAUGUAUGAGUGUGAUUUUGUGGAUAGAGAAAUGAGAUCAGGAAUGUAACGUCUUAUUUAAAGUGAUAGGUUGACCAAGAUACAAAUUUACAGUUUUUCCUGUACCCCGUAUGCAGCUGAUCUACUGAGAUGUUCGGUGUCUGAAGUUUACUUCUUUAGUUUUGGCCAAAAUGAAAGUGUGGAGAAAAUUCAGGCUUUAGUGGCUGCUGCUGUUGUCAUUAUGUAAUUACUUAACAGUUCCACACACUUAAAAGGAUUUUUCAAAAUUUUCAUAUAAAUAGUUAAGAUGUAAUGAAGUGGUUUGUUGUGAAAUGCUUCCUUCCAGAGAAACUUACCGAGUCAGAAUUGUUCACAGUGGUGGUGACAGGAAUCAUUUUUGGCCUAAAAUGUAUUUUAAUCAAUUUAUUUUGAUCUAUUGGGAUAGAGGUAGAGGGAUGCAUG
Messenger RNA from Colossoma macropomum (tambaqui), 1504 nucleotides. RefSeq names its product unc-119 lipid binding chaperone B homolog 2 (gene unc119c). The transcript is spliced from 5 exons. Gene Ontology annotation, cellular component: spindle midzone; spindle pole; centrosome. The record is from RefSeq and is a predicted model, not a curated record. Gene Ontology annotation, molecular function: lipid binding. Lineage: Eukaryota; Metazoa; Chordata; Actinopteri; Characiformes; Serrasalmidae. Gene Ontology annotation, biological process: lipoprotein transport; visual perception; negative regulation of clathrin-dependent endocytosis. The coding region runs from base 199 to 993 and encodes 264 amino acids.